Pelagomonas calceolata is the source of this 783-nucleotide messenger RNA. NCBI's taxonomy places the organism in Eukaryota, Pelagophyceae, Pelagomonadales, Pelagomonadaceae. The record is from the annotation of a GenBank genome assembly.
AUGUACGUUGCGGCGAUCACAGCGUUCCUCGGCGUCGCCGCCGGCGCGCCGCUGCCGACGACCUGGCCGCCUCCACACAACACGUCGACGCAGUGCGUCCGCAUGCUCGCGAAGCACAAGCUCGAUUGGCUGUUGGAGCCCUUCACCUGUACAAAAGCUCAGAAGACGUCCAAUGCACACAUCGUGCUCGGGACGGGCCUCGGUGGCACGGGAACGAGAUCAGUAGCGACCGCCGUCGACAAGUUGGGAUAUCCCGCGUGCCACUCGUUCCUCUACGUCCUGCGGCUGCUCCAGAUGAGCAAACCGCACGACCUCACGGCCUUCCGCGGCGGCGCGUCGUAUUUCGAUACGCCGAUGGGCUACAUCUUCCCACGGCUCCUGUGCUCGUUCCCGAAGGCGAAGAUCGUCCACACGACGCGACGCGACUACCACCGGGGCUACGACGGCUCCUCGCGCAAAUGCCGGUCAAAGCGCGAGUACCGCCUCGAGAGUGACCUCGCGCGGUGCAUCGAGUACGGCUCGACGUGCCCGACGCGCGAGGAGGCGAGGACUGCGUUCGCCAAUAACGAGCGGGCCGUGCUGUCCGUGCCCAAGUCGCGCCGCCACAUCAUGAACAUCAGCGACCUGAGCAGCAUUCAUGCCGGGCCGCUAGCAGAAUUCCUCGGAAAGGAGUGGCGCUGGGGCAAUCCGGACAAACCGAUUCCCCACAAAGCCGUCUACUACGCGUCCCGGGCGUGCCUCGGUGGGAAUCAUCCGAGGCAUUGGGUGCCGCGAGUGCACUAA